ACGUACCACAGUGUCGGUUCAUUAAAAGAAUCAAGCAAUGCUUUCCUCAGUUCAAGUCCAAAGAAUUCAAGAAAACAACAACCUCAAAAACACCGUGAACCACCGCAAUCAUUCCUCUACCACCACUACCAUACGGAGAGUUACACCUUCUGUUUACCUCCCCGAAGACCUCCACCACCACCACACUCACGCGGUGGGUCAAAACCAGUGUUCUUCCACAAUAACCUUGUCGAUCUCCGCCCCCAUGGAAACUGUCUGGUCGGUCGUCCGUCGCUUCGACAACCCACAGGCGUAUAAACAUUUUCUUAAGAGCUGUCACGUCAUCGUCGGAGACGGUGGCGUGGGAUCCGUAAGGGAGGUCCAAGUGGUGUCGGGGUUGCCGGCCGGAUCCAGCAUGGAGCGGCUUGAGAUCCUUGAUGACGAACGCCAUGUCAUGAGCUUCAGCGUCGUCGGUGGAGACCAUCGCCUGAAAAACUACCGGUCUGUCACCACGCUCCAUUCUUUACCGACGUGUGGCGGAAACACCAUCGUCGUGGAGUCGUACGUUGUGGACGUGCCACCAGAGAACACCAAGGAAGAGACGUGUGUGUUCGUCGAUACCAUUGUACGAUGUAACCUGCAGUCACUCAAGCAAAUGGCUGAAAAUUUAACCCAUAAUUAGUUACUCUACAUUUUAUUGGACAACUUUUUAGCUAAUUGGUCAUUGGUAUAAUUUUCUUAUGUUUUUUCGUGGGAUUUUUAUCAGGUUGGUAUUUCAUGGUGUAAUGUUAUGAAAUAUCCUAGAUUACUCUCAUGUUUAAUAGAAUAUUAUGUUCCUUCUUUCA
This is a messenger RNA of Lactuca sativa (garden lettuce), 824 nucleotides long. Its product is annotated as abscisic acid receptor PYL4. Lineage: Eukaryota; Viridiplantae; Streptophyta; Magnoliopsida; Asterales; Asteraceae. The record is from RefSeq and is a predicted model, not a curated record. Gene Ontology annotation, cellular component: cytoplasm; nucleus. Gene Ontology annotation, biological process: abscisic acid-activated signaling pathway. Gene Ontology annotation, molecular function: signaling receptor activity; abscisic acid binding; protein phosphatase inhibitor activity.